Caenorhabditis briggsae is the source of this 648-nucleotide messenger RNA. NCBI's taxonomy places the organism in Eukaryota, Metazoa, Nematoda, Chromadorea, Rhabditida, Rhabditidae. The record is from RefSeq and is a predicted model, not a curated record. The transcript is spliced from 2 exons. The coding region runs from base 1 to 648 and encodes 215 amino acids.
AUGGAAAGGAAUAGGAUUGUGAGGCUAGGAACGGGUGGCUUCAUGCCACUUCGAAGAAUCCAGUUCAAUGAGAGAACACACCGCAAUCCGGAAAGAAUCACAAAUGCAAUCGUGAGAGGAGCACCACGUGGAUUUCGGCACAUUAGUUUUGAAGCGGACUUUCCACAUUUGGAUGCGAUUCGACAGGGACUCAUAAUAGCGGCCAGACACGGAUAUCCUCGUCGGUACUUCUUCCUUCGGAUGACUGUGACAUUUCACAAACUCCAUGAGAACGAAGAAGAUAAUCGAACGGAAUUCGUCCUGAAAUUCGAAAAUGCUCUCCGUAUUCUAAGAGUAAGACAAGUAAACUUGCUGAUUUCCCGUGUCCCAAUGCGUCUUCCUGAAACUAACCUCAGUUGUCGAUUCGACAGAAAUCAUGAACUUCUGGCAAGACUUAUCUGGCCUUUAAUGUGUCAUUAUUGUUACCAACGGAGUGCUCAUGCAAUUGGACUAUCGAACUGGAGUGUACUAGGACUGUUUCACAUCAUGAGCUUGCGAAUGAUUGUUCCACACGCCUACAUUCAAGAAAGAUUCUCGAGAAGAGUUUUCCUAGCGUGCUUAGAGCUCAAUAUUGCGUAUAUCAAAAGAUCUGACUUCUCUUCUCGCUGA